Pogona vitticeps (central bearded dragon) is the source of this 2705-nucleotide messenger RNA. Lineage: Eukaryota; Metazoa; Chordata; Lepidosauria; Squamata; Agamidae. The record is from RefSeq and is a predicted model, not a curated record.
UUGCCCUGAGUCGCCCGGCGGCCGCAGACGUUGUGUAAAGUCCUCCUCCUCCUCCUCCCGCCGUCUCGUGUUUGGAGACGGUGGGUUUCUUUGCGGGGGGGAGAAGACUAGCAACGAUUUGAGCUCGCCUUAAGGAAGAGGCAAAUGGGAAUCCUCCGAGGAGAUGUUCUUAAAGAUGCACCUUAUGCCUUUUUAAAUAGACCUGCCGGUGGACGGGGAGCAAAAGAAAUAGGCGCGCACAUGGCUAGGUUGAGCAGGUGAAGGUGAACUAUGGCUGAGAAUUCAUCUAUAAGUGUGGGGGGCAUCACCCCUGUGCAGCAGAUGCUGGCAUCUGGAACCGGAGCCCUCUUCACCUCUCUUUUUGUUACACCUUUGGAUGUGGUGAAGAUCCGACUGCAAGCCCAGAGGACCCCAUUCUCUAAAGUGUUGUCAGUACAAUGUAUACCCUGGAGCAUUCACCAGUCGAAAUGGAAAUGCUUCCUGUACUGCAAUGGCCUGAUGGACCACCUCUAUGUGUGUCAGAAUGGCAAUGGCUGCACGGCUUGGUAUAAAAGCCCUACUUGUUUCACAGGCACCAUGGAUGCUUUUGUGAAGAUAAUACGCCAUGAGGGCAUCCGAUCUUUGUGGAGUGGACUUCCACCCACUCUCGUGAUGGCUGUCCCUGCCACUGUGAUCUACUUCACCAGCUAUGAUCAGCUACGGGAUUUCUUGCGUGCCAAGUUGAACAGCCAAGGGCGCUACAUCCCACUAGUGGCUGGAGGUGUUGCUAGACUGGGUGCUGUCACUGUAAUCAGCCCCUUGGAACUGAUCCGCACAAAGAUGCAGUCUCGCCAGCUGAGCUACCGCGAACUACGUGUCUGCAUCCAGUCAGCUGUGGCCCAGGAUGGAUGGUUGUCCCUCUGGAGGGGCUGGGGGCCCACCGUAUUGAGGGAUGUUCCAUUCUCAGCUUUGUACUGGUAUAACUAUGAACUGGUGAAAGACUGUCUUUGUAGCCAACUCCAUCUUGAUGAGGCCACCUUCAUGGUCAGCUUUGCAGCUGGUGCCAUUUCUGGCACGGUGGCUGCUGUCCUGACAUUGCCGUUUGAUGUUGUGAAGACCCAGCGGCAGAUUCAGCUGGGAGACAUGGAGACCCUUCAAGUUAGUCCUUCCAAACCUUCAUCUACUUGGUUGCUUAUGCAGAAGAUUUGGGCUGAAUCUGGCACUCGAGGCCUCUUUGCAGGUUUCUUACCUCGUGUCAUCAAGGUGGCCCCAGCCUGCGCCAUCAUGAUCAGCACUUAUGAAUUUGGAAAGAGUUUCUUCCAGAAAAUGAACCAGGAGCGGCAGCUCAGCAGCCUGUGCAGUCCAUGAAAGGAGCCUUGAUUGGUGGCCUUCUGAUCGACCAAAGCCAUCGGGAUGGCAGUAGAAGGGACAGUUUUGGUAGAGACAGAGGGGAAAAAACCUAGAAUCUCUGCAUUUCAGAAGCUAGAUAAAGUGAAUCCAGUAGCUUGAGAAGCCCAUAUACAAGAAGCAUUUUGGUCACUUUUCUUUGAAGAUUUGUCUCAUGUCAAAGAAAUUGUGGAUGCCUUCUGGAAAGACAUUUGGUGAUUUUAAACCUCUUAACUCUAUCGCCCACUGUCAUGUUAGGUCAAGUCUUACUGUUUGGAUGAUGCAGCGUUGCAACCUUUCUGCAUAUGCUGUAACACACAGGAGCUCCUGUCAACAUUUUGCCGCCAAUCAAAAGAAGUUGCAGCUGCUUCCUACUUCCUGUAAGAUCUGAGCGGAAUGUGGCUCCCAUUGGCUGGUUGCAAAUGAAAGGAGAAAGGAGAACGGGAGCAGGACUUGGCAUUCCAAAGAAGAUCCUUCUGCACAAUGAAUUCAUUCCCCUAAGUCUCCAAAGAGUUAAAAUUGUUAUAUUCAGAAACAGACCUCUUCAGUCCUGCCUUAAUUUUAAAGUGUCUGUUGACCUGCAUGCCUUCCUUUCUUUCCACAUGAACUUUCCUGUGCAUGAUGGAUACUGCUGGCCCACGUGGUAGCUUCACACUGGACUCUUCUGGGAUUCUCGAUAGAAAAACAUUGGUUUUGAAUGUCAAGAUUCACCCAGCUCUUUUCUUCACACUCUCAUUGUCAGCCAGAACUCUUUUAAGUCUUCAUGCCUUAGUUAACAGGUAGCAUGGGUGCAAUGGAUUUAAACUGCUUUCUGUAUCUGUAGGGAAAGAAUCACUCAUGAAUGAGUUAAUUCCCAGUGCCGACAAGGCAAGGCAGAGGUCACAUGAUCUACGUGCCUGUUGCUUACAUUCUUGUAAAAGGGAAGAGGUUGAACUCUUGUUUCUUAAUAAAGUCACAUAUUUAAAAAGAAGAAAUUAUGGCAGGGAAAAUUAAGAGAAGAUGUCCUCUCUCGUCUUCUGUAUUUCCUCCUUGCGCCCACGAGACAUCUAUACUUCUCAGUAAGGAUGGCCUUACAUGCUUAUUGUCUCGAAUAAUCUUGUCUUCCAUUCAUGUGUUGAAUUGUUGCUCUUUUUUUUUUGUCACAUUUACUACAAAAUGGUAAUUCGCUGGAUUUGUCCAUGAAUAUAAACUCUCACCUCAUCCAGGUGAAUGUUAAAACAAGUUUCUAGAAAAACACUCACAAUAUAUUGUAAGGGAUUCUUCCCUUUGUCAGGUAAAUACAGUCUGGUUUUGAAAGAUAUACAUGUGUUCUGACUUCAAUACAGUGAUAGAAAACCUUC